AUGGCGUUCCUCAAGAACCUUCUCCGUCUCUUCUCCCGCUUCGCCCACCUGAAGCAGAAGUCCCUUUCUCGCUUCUCUUCUUCACGAAGAGAAGCCACCAAUGCCAGCAAGCCCAAAGCUGGCCAUCGUGACGGCACGACUACUCCGGAUCGAUGGAUCCGAGAGUACACGGCCGAGAUGCAGGCCGGGAAGCAAAUCGAGCAUCAUCAAAGGCUCGUUACCUCCCGGCUGCGAUCCUUCCAAGACCUCUUCGACCAGCCAGGGCCAUCCAAUCCAUGGUUCCUCGGCGACAUCAUCGAGUGCGAGGAAGAACUCGAGCGGCUCCAUCGAGAGAUGGCCGCUCACCGUGCUCGGGUCAUCGAACUCGAGGCCCACCGACCUCCCCGCUGCAAGGCCUACAAAUAG
This is a messenger RNA of Penicillium diatomitis, 405 nucleotides long. RefSeq lists its product as uncharacterized. Lineage: Eukaryota; Fungi; Ascomycota; Eurotiomycetes; Eurotiales; Aspergillaceae. The record is from RefSeq and is a predicted model, not a curated record. The transcript has a single exon. Bases 1 to 405 code for a protein of 134 amino acids.